AUGACCGAUUCGAUUGAUCCAACGACUUACACCGCCCUUGGAAAAUCAAUCUUGGGGCAGAAGGUCACUAUUCCGAGUAUCUACAACACCUUUCCCAAUUGGAACCCUCGACAGCAUCCAGAUCACGGAAGAGCACGGGAGGAGGCCCUGAAUCCGUGGAUUCAAAGAUGGGUGAUUGACCAACGCACUGCUCGAACGCUGGAAACGGCCGACUUUGGGAGUUUUGCCGCAGUCUGGUGUCAAGAUGCCCCGUUCGAUAUACUUUGUACAGCGGUGAAGUAUUUUGCCUGGCUGACCAUCAUAUGUCAGUAUUUUGUAUACGACGAUUUAUUUGAUUGUGGAGCUUUGAAACAUGAUGAAAUCCUUGCUACCAAAUACAAAGCAGCAAGCCACCAUUAUUUCAAAUGUUCUCUACUUGGUGAGGGUGAGAAACCUGAUCUAACUUGUUUCGAUAUCGAUCUCCGGAAUGGUCUUCAGUGCUGGGACGAGAUCGGAGAGCAUAUUCGUGAAGUUUGUUCUAAAUGUGAGGUUUUAUUCAAUGCCGCGAUGAAUUGCUGUUUCUACGAUAGUGCUGACUGA
This is a messenger RNA of Penicillium vulpinum, 579 nucleotides long. RefSeq names its product terpenoid synthase. NCBI's taxonomy places the organism in Eukaryota, Fungi, Ascomycota, Eurotiomycetes, Eurotiales, Aspergillaceae. The record is from RefSeq and is a predicted model, not a curated record. Bases 1 to 579 code for a protein of 192 amino acids. The transcript has 4 exons.